GCAGAGCGAGCGGGAAGUUGAACCACUAGUUAGUUGUACGGGCAGAAAAAUAUUCUGGGAAAAUCAUAACAAACGACGAACUGAGCAAAGACGUCUAACUUUUCUUAUGAUAUUUCUGACAGUCAUAUCUUGAAAAACAAACUACUUCGCCCGUUUACUAUUUAUUACAGGCACCUGGCAAGCUAACAUCUGGAUAACGCCUCUCUGGUUUCGGCUAAGGUAAGGAUGGGGGACAGGACCCUCCUGCGGGAACUGAAGCGGUGGGCGACUGAAGAAUUUAAUCUACCACCCCAAAGUCUCCCAAACGACAACUACUUUAAAACGUUAUGUGUUGGCCCAGGUGCCUCCAUAUGGAGAUAUGUCACACAACAUAUUUUCAAUCAGAGGAAUGUCAGGGUUAUGCGUGGAAAUCUCCAGUGGUACAAAGUUCUACAAGAUAAGGAGUUAAAAAAGGUAGCGGGGCAGAGUGAUGCUGCUAAGCAGCUUGAUCUUCAGGAGCAGAUAGAGGAGCUGAGAGCAGAACUUAACCACCUGGACUCUCAAAUCAAUGGGACUGAAGCACAGCUAGCUACUGAAGAAGAGUCCAUUAACCGGAGCUGGGGAAUGGUGGAGGAGAACCAACGCAGGGAGCUGAUUUUACAGGCUUUUAAGCAGCGCUGCAUGAAGGCGCGCCACUCUCUCUCAGAGGAUACCCGCAAGAUCAGUGGGCACUCCCAGGCUCUGGAGCAGCUGUCUAGGAAGGCAGAGGUGGAGGUGGUGUUUGGAAAUGAAACCUCCAAUAGCAGUGGGGACUAUCUCAACCCAACAGGAGCAGAGCCUCAGGUUCUGCGUAACGUGAGAGAGCUGUGUGAUGAAAGACUCCUCUUCUUCCAGUCUUUACAAGAGAGUGAGCUGAAAAUUGAGUCGUCCACUGCCACACACUUGACUCGUGAACAGAGAACUGCAGUAUUUCAGCAUUGGUUAAGUGCUGUAGAGGACUUGUUGCGAUGCUAUCCUCCAAACCAAGUGCUGUCAGCCUUGCAGUACCUGGCCUUGGGACAAGAAAUUACAUUGGAGGAGAAGCUUGCCUCAUUGGAUGUGGCUCGUGAUGUUGCUGCAUUACGGUUUCACUACGAAAGUAAUCACCUACUGGACAUCUGGAAAGAAGAGGAAGAGCUACCACCCGUUAAGAGUCUUUUACAGUCAGCCUGGCAGGAGGUGGAACAGAGUCUGAUGGAACUGGCUCAGACGCGUUCACAAAUUCAACAGCUCAAGACCCAGCUUCAUGCCCGAAAGAAAGAGGCAGAGUUGGAGCUGCUUUGCGUGGAAUCUCAAACCCAAACUCUGGCACGGUCAGUGUUUGAGCUGGAGAUGCAGUGUGUGAUGCAGACAGCCGUGCGAGAUGGUGUGCAGGACCAGUGUGUUCAAAUGGAGCAACAUGCCAGGGACAGACAGGAGGCCCUGCGCAACCUGCGGAGCCAAUGGCAGAGCAUCAUGGACUUCAGACAGCUUGUGGACGUCAGGCAGGAACAGACAAGAGGUCUGAUCAAGGGGAACUCGACAGCUAAGACUGAACUGACUCGCGUGCACAAGAAGAUUGGACAGUUUGUCCAGGGAAAACUGACUCCCCAGUUGUUUGAAGUUCUUUCAGCAGCCAAUGGGCUUCGCAACUCUGUGUCCCAGGAGGCCAAACAGUUUGGAAAUGUGUCACUAGUAACACUUGAUCGCAGGAUCAUUGAAGGCGAGCAGAGAAUUCCAGCUGCGUGGUUGUCUAUCCAUCGCUUGCAUUCCUCGCCCUUCCGCAAUCUGUGUCAAAGCCUGGCUUUCCCAAUGUACAGGGCCCCUGAGGAACUGUACUCGCAAGCUUUAUCCCAGCAUUUGGAGCUUCGCUUUCUGCGUCGUUUGCUGCAAUUGCACUCCUCCUCUUUAGCAAAUGUAGAGAAGCAAGGAGCGCUGCUACCUGCACCUGACCAACAAGCCCUCCUGCUAUGUGUCCGGGAGGAAGACAAGAAGCUGCUUCAGUCUUUGUUACCCAGGGUUCGGGAGCUCAACCAGUACUGCUCACAGGGCCUUUCUUAUGGGAAUCAGGUUAAGACUGCCAUUUCCUAUUGGUGGGAUCAGCCUGCUCAGUUUGCUCUGCCUGACAUAUGCAAGGGGGGACUUACUUUUCAGCAGUGGCUACAGAGGUGGAAAUUUGCAGCCAAGGCUUCUUAAUGAGAUUCAUGGAAAAUAAAGACAAGUGCAUUGAUCUGAACCAAGGUCCAUUUUAGAUGGACAACAAUGCUCUUCUAAAACUACAAUUUACAAUAUUGUUUUGCAUCUCUUUUUGCAAAACAUGCUUUCAAUGUACACUGCAUUGUGUAUAAAAUCGAGCACACAGCCAUGCAAUCUCCAUAGACAAACACUGGCAGUAGAAUGGCCUUACUGAAGAGC
Molecule: messenger RNA, 2412 nt
Organism: Coregonus clupeaformis (lake whitefish)
Lineage: Eukaryota; Metazoa; Chordata; Actinopteri; Salmoniformes; Salmonidae
Product: HAUS augmin-like complex subunit 5
Exons: 20
Coding region: 226-2193 (655 amino acids)
Biological process (GO): spindle assembly; centrosome cycle
Cellular component (GO): centrosome; HAUS complex
Source: RefSeq, a predicted model, not a curated record